UGAAUGACAAGCGUGUAUAAACAUCAUAAAUAUCAUAUUUAAGCCGCACCAGAAACCCCAGUCCAAACCUGCACCAGCCAGCCACGACCGACAGAAAAAGCAAAGCUCCGAAUAAAAGUGACUAAAUCUUACUUAGCGGUGUCCUGAUCGCAAAACAAUUAAUAAAAUAUUCAUGUCAUCCCACACCCGUCUCUUCUCCUCUUCUCACUCUCUUCUCACUCCACUGAAUCGAGCGCACAAAUGGACAACUCCGAUAAUCCCCGAUCUACCCCUGCAAUCCUCCUAAUAUUACUCCUCCUACGCCCUUACGCCACCGCGGUUCACUCACUGCGCCAUUCUCUCGCCUCAUACCCCAAUUUCUCCGACUUUUCCACCUUUUAUCCUCAACCGGGCUCCGUCGCCCGGCGAGCUGACCGACCGUCCUCCCUCAUCUGCCUCGCCGUCCCUCAACAAGUUCCCUCCUCCGAUCCGACCUCGCUCGCCGCUCCUCCGCCGUCGCCGACGUCAUCGCUACCACCGUCCUCCUCUGAUACCUCUCGUGGGCCGGAUCUCGACGAGAUCCCUUCACCGGCGGCAGGCUCGUCGCCACCUCUCUACGCAGACCACGGGCCGCGCCUCCGGCGAUCUCGGCGCCUGAAUCUCACGCGAGAGUCCCGGCGAUCUGUUGGUCCGUACGGCUCCGAUUUCGCGGGCCGUCGGAUGGCGGAGGCCCCGCCGUUAGGGCUGAGCAUCAGCCGGUUUCUCGUCAACGGCAAGAAGUUCAACGUCGCCGCGUCGAUGCUGGAGGCCUCGGCGUUCGUCGAGAGUUCGAGGAGGACUGAGGCAAGGCGCGGGAUCACGGUGUUGCGUGCCCGACGACGAGGCGUUCGCGCGGAUCUGCCGGCGACGCAGGCCGCUGCAGUCGUGCCCGGCGAACUUGAAGUCAAGCCGUGCUCUUUAUCACGUGCUGGCACCGUCUACGCCUCUGGUGGGUGCUGGAAUCGACUUCGGAACACGCUGCAGCCGACAUGGCGACUGAAGACGAAGGGCGGGCAAAUUCACGCUGAACAUAUCACGAGAGUGAACGGAUCGUGGAAGAUCGAUACGGGGUCUGUUCACUCUAUCACGCAGACGGUGUUCGAUCAGAAUCCGGUGGGCGUUUUUGGGAUUUCUAGGGUUUUGCUGCCGCGGGAGAUCUUUGGCGGAGGAGGCGGCGCGGCGGCGCCGCCGCUGGGGGCGGCCGAGAUCGGCGCCUGA
Messenger RNA from Asparagus officinalis (garden asparagus), 1236 nucleotides. RefSeq names its product fasciclin-like arabinogalactan protein 4. Gene Ontology annotation, cellular component: plasma membrane. Gene Ontology annotation, biological process: mucilage biosynthetic process involved in seed coat development; multidimensional cell growth; abscisic acid-activated signaling pathway. The record is from RefSeq and is a predicted model, not a curated record. Lineage: Eukaryota; Viridiplantae; Streptophyta; Magnoliopsida; Asparagales; Asparagaceae.